Messenger RNA from Pocillopora meandrina, 504 nucleotides. The record is from the annotation of a GenBank genome assembly. NCBI's taxonomy places the organism in Eukaryota, Metazoa, Cnidaria, Anthozoa, Scleractinia, Pocilloporidae.
AUGACCGCGACAACAACAACAACAGAACAUCAGCGCAAAACUUCUAAUCUCCCGAAGUCUAAACUUAAAAUUGCAAAUCUUAAUGUAAGAUCAUUGAAAACAAGAAGCCAUUUGCUGCAAGUGCGGGAGUUAAUGCGGGAGAAGGAUUAUGAUGUCUUGGCUGUUUCUGAGUCCUGGCUCAACUCGACUGUGACGAACGCCGAAGUUGAAAUUGACGGAUAUAAAUUAACUAGAUUGGACCGACUAGGAAAGAGUGGAGGCGGAGUGUGCGUAUAUACUCGCUCAUCGCUCAAAGUUAAACGGUUAAAGGACAUGUCUGAGAUUUCGGAGUCAGGAUUUCAUCAGUUAUGGAUGCAGAUUCAACUGAAGAAACUGAGGUCUAUGUUACUUUGUGUGGCGUAUAGAUCUGAUUAUUGUCCUUUACCUUGUUUUGUUAACAACUUCAUGGACAAAUAUACUCAAGCGCUUACCUUUGGGAAAGAUAUACUGUUGGUGAUGACUUAA